AUGAGUGGAGGAGGAGGUGGAGGUGGAGGUGGAGGUGGUAGCGGCUCCUUCGGUGUUUCUGGUAAUGGAAUUAUGAGUGGAGGUGGAGGUGGAGGUGGAGGUGGAGGUGGAGGUGGUGGUGGCUCAUUUGGUGUUUCUGGUGAUGGAAUUACGAGUGGAGGUGGAGGUGGAGGUGGAGGUGGAGGUGGAGGCACCGUUGAUGUUUCUAGUGAAGUUGAUGUUUCUAAGGAUGAUCACAAAGUUAAUUUGAUGAAGGGUGGCACAAUUGAUGUUUCUAAUGGUGAUCACAAAAUUAAUUUGAAGGGUGGUGGCGGCUCAUUUGGUGUUUCUCGUGAUGGAAUUAUGAGUGGAGGUGGAGGUGGAGGUGGAGGUGGAGGUGGAGGUGGUGGUGGAAGCUCAAUUGGUGUUUCUGGCGAUGGAAUUAUGAGUGGAAAGAUCGGAGCUGGAGGUGGAGGUGAUGACACAAUUGAUGUUUCUAAGGAUGAUCACAAAGUUAACUCGAAGAGUGGUGACGGUUUAUUUGGUAUUUCUGGUGGUGGAAAGAUGAGAAGUGGUGGCACACUUGACGUUUCUGGUAAUGGAAUGAUGAGUGGAAAGUUGAGAGGUAGUGGCAGCAUUGGACUAGGAAGCACAGGAAAAAUUGGUUAA
Messenger RNA from Cucumis sativus (cucumber), 648 nucleotides. Its product is annotated as glycine-rich protein 5-like. The record is from RefSeq and is a predicted model, not a curated record. NCBI's taxonomy places the organism in Eukaryota, Viridiplantae, Streptophyta, Magnoliopsida, Cucurbitales, Cucurbitaceae. The coding region runs from base 1 to 648 and encodes 215 amino acids. The transcript has 3 exons.